This is a messenger RNA of Bolinopsis microptera, 2270 nucleotides long. RefSeq lists its product as uncharacterized. Bases 11 to 1012 code for a protein of 333 amino acids. NCBI's taxonomy places the organism in Eukaryota, Metazoa, Ctenophora, Tentaculata, Lobata, Bolinopsidae. The transcript is spliced from 5 exons. The record is from RefSeq and is a predicted model, not a curated record.
AGGAUAGAUUAUGUCGCUGGUGGGUGCAAUCAGCGCUUCUAUCUCCGCGUUAUUUUCCUUGAUCGCAUUAUGCAUGUUCUUCAAUCCUUCUGCCAAGAUCGGUUUUGCAGUUAUAAUAAGUUAUCUGCUGCUGGUUCUGGUGAUCGUUGGUCUGACGGUUACUUUCAUCAGAUGGUUACAAUUCCUUAGCAACUCAGAGAAAUUGGAGAAUACAAAGUGCUACAAUAACAACAAAAGGAAGUUUCGAAUUGCCCUCAUCAUACUUGGUAUCGUGUGUGUUAUACUCGCCCUCUUCAGCACACUCGGAAUCUUCAUUUUCGCAAAGAAGCUGAGCGGGAUUAGCACCACAAUCGUAGAUGGCAUGAACAAGAACGAAACCGAGUCGGUGGAAGCAGAAGUAGAUAGCACAUGGUACAAUGAGACCUGUGCUGCUGAGCCAGACGGGGCAGCUUGCCAACUUUGCGAGCCUUGUGCUAAUUCCGGGGCUUGUGAUGUUUGUGUGUCUAAACAGAAGGCAUGCAAGGCAUGUGAAUGUGACCCAAAUGGGAAGGGGUUCUUGUGCAAGUGGUUGAAGAUCCCAAUUUCAGCACCAAAAGAAUCCAGCAAUGCUACGAGCAACGGCACUGAAACAGAGGAAAAGAAACAAAACCCACUGGACGCGUUCCUAGGAGAACCUGAACCAGAUUCACGGUGUUAUAACGUUAGUUACGGAGCGAAAGGGAUCAAGAGAAUGUUCUGCCAGUUGUACGAGCUAACUGACAGUUGGCAUUGCAAAGAGGAAGCUGAUAUCAAGGACAAGAUAACAUGCAUAGCUGUAACUGUUGGGCAGGGUGCCAACAAGAGGUUCGUUAUAGCGGCACUGCUCAUGGUCAGUCUUGUUGGGCACCUCGUCAACCUGGGUGUUGCUAUCUGGUGCAAUGGUGACCAGGAGUCUGAGUACGAGCAACAGUCAGAUGACAAAGAUGGAGGGAAUGGUGAAGAUGCGGUUCCUCUCAAUGCGGAGAUGAUUUAACAAGGUUCAACAUUUAGCUGUUGGGACAGUGGAUUAUUUUAUAAGAUUUAAAAUAUAUUUCUUUUAUUUUUGUUACUUUUUAUUCGAAAAAUAUGGACCGUGUUUUUAUGUUUUAUCUUUUCAUUUAACUAUUUGCAAGAUAAAUGACUUUAUAUAAUCUUUUAUACUAUUUUUAUUUGACUUUGAAUUCAUUUCGUUUAAUGGAGAUUUUGAGAAAAACGUUUUGUUAUUAAGGUUUUCUUUUCUUAUAACUGCAUGUCGCACGACUAGUGACGACUUUGUGAAAUUCACAAUAUCUUUAUUGUUCUUAAAUUGUUACUUUAAUUUAUUUUGUGACUUUUGACGAAGAGGGUAUUUGAUUUGAUAGGACUGUCUUUAAGUUAUGUAAUAUGUUAAGAUUUAUUUAAAGAAUUAACAACAUGGUGGCCCAAAAGUAACGCUAUGUUGAGAUCGCAGUGUGUUACUCGUUAUACUAACUGUACGUUACUUUUGGGCCACCAAGUUCUAUUAGAGUUUAAGAGAGAGUAUUUAAGAGAGCGUAUUUCAGAAGUAUAGUACUUAAGUACAGAAGAUAUUUAAAAUUGUCAAGACCUUGUUAUUGUAUAACGUAUUUUUAUUUAAGUUAACAUUUAAUGAAUAUGACAAUUUAAUGAAUGACGUACCAAGCAAUCUAAAAGUACGGUGUUGAGUUGCUUUUUUGGAUAGUUUCAUAACGGUUAGGUAAAGAAAACCGAGUUAUUAAUUUAUAUUACCCAUAUCUGGAAGUAGAAGAAAUAUUAAAUAUGGAUUCUAACCUUUGGAGGUUGCCAUGACCACCAUAUUCUACACUACCUAGUUCUACACUAUCUGCAGCAAAACAAUUGACAUUUACUAUGGGACUACGUUAAUGAUUCUAAAAGACAAAUAAUACCCGUGUAAACUGUAAAAUGGAGUAAACCAGCAGUUAGCAUGCAGCAACCAACUUUCUCAGAAAAUAAUAAAGCCACAAAACAAACGGUCAAAGUUCGUCCAAUACAUUGCAGAGAGGGCGGAAUACAUUGCAGGAGAGGACGAAAUAAGAAAUACAAAUACUGUACAGGGAUGAAGGAAUGUUUCAGUGUAUGGCAAUCUUUUAAGGGUUCGGAAGUUGUAGAAAAGGGUGUAUUAUGAAGGAGCAUGUUGUUAACAGUUGAGCAUUAUUAAGGAGCAUGUUGAGCUUCCAGUUUGUGCGUUGCUUAUUACAUGUCAUUACUUUCUGCUUAAUGAGACUUGAUAAAUG